CCAUUUAGUUGUUACAUCUGCCUUAGUUUACUUCCUACUACGCUAGAAAGCAACCACAUAUAAUUAGCAGCUCAAGGGUCGAUUCAGUGAUCCGUCGAUAACAAUUAAAUCUCUUUACCGGAGAGGAACUUAUACCGAAAUGUCAACCCAAUUUUCGGCCAAGUGUUUUCUAGUUGUAUUAUCAGCAGUCAUCGGUUUGAGUGCGGCCCACAAUAUUCUCGUCCUAACGCCCAUCACCUCGCCCAGCCACAGCAAUGUGUUCAAACCGUUGGUGGCCGAGUUGGCCGAUCGUGGCCACUUUGUUACUUACUGGAACGGUUUAUUGCAAUCAGACAAAUCGAGUUCGGUGAUUCAAAGCAAUCAGACGACGACCAACAGCUCCAACUUGCGACUUUUAACUUCUCCGAAUCUGGUGAGGCUCAACAGGCAACAUCAAAUCGAUUUCAACGAUCGUGACAGCCCAUUUCGUCUCCUAUUCAGAAUGCAAGCCACGAUUGAGAGAUAUUGCAGAGCCAUUUAUGAGGAUCCUGUCUUUCAUUGGCUGAUGAACUCGAAGGAGCGAUACGAUCUUAUUAUCCUCGACGGAUUUUCCAACGAUUGCACUUUACUGUUGGCCGAAGUCUUUGAUGUGCCAUUUAUUUACCUGAACUGUUUCCCUCCUUCUCCGUGGCUUCUGUACGCCAUCGGUUCGCCACUGGCCCUGGAUCACUUUCCAAAUCCUGCCGGAACAAGAGACAAGAUGGAUUUGUGGCAGCGAACGUUCAACGUAGUGACCAGUGUCUUUGCCGUCUACUUUCACCGCUGGCUGGUUCUUCCUGAAAUCGAUCGGGUGGCAUCCAAAGUGCUCGGAAAAAACAACUUGACCUCCGUUGCUGCGAUUGAAAAUCGUUACCUGAGCCUCAUUUUGUCCAACACACAUUUCAGCAUUAAUUUCCAGCUCCCUACUUCACCGGCCGUCGUGGAAGUUGGCGGAUUGCACUUGGGAGAAGCUCGAAAUGAAAUUCCCAAGGAAUUAGUUUCGUUUCUCGACGGUUCCGGUGACGCUGGAUUCAUCAUUGUGAGUUUCGGUUCAAUGUUGAGAGGUGACGGACUUCCAAAAAAUUUCCGCCGUUUAUUUCUGUCCGUUUUCGCCCGACUAACCCAACGAGUCGUGUGGAAAUGGGAGGAUCAAAGCAAAUUAGGAGAAAGAGAAGGAUUGAUCCCGUCCAAUGUCAAAACCAUUUCUUGGUUGCCGCAAAAGGAAUUGUUGAGCCAUCGAAAUGCUCGACUUUUCAUCUCGCAUGGCGGACUCCUCAGUAAACAAGAGACCGUCUUUCACGGUGUACCUGCCAUCUUUUUGCCCAUCUUUGCUGACCAGCCGAUCAAUGCCCAAAAAGCCGAAGACGAUGGAUACGCCAUUCGUCUGGACUUGGGCAAACUAACAGAAGAAAUACUUUACAAUUCCAUCCAAGCUAUUCUGACUAAUCCGAGGUAUGCUAAAAGAAUUGGACAAGUUUCGGCUCUGAUGCACGAUCAGAUUGACAAUCCGAUGGACCGAGCCAUUUACUGGAUAGAAUACGUCAUCCGCCACCAGGGUGCGCCACAUUUACGGAAUGCAUCCAGGGAUCUUUUUCUCCUUCAGCGCGGCCUUUUCGAUGUGUUUCUCGUCAUUUUGGCCGCCUGUCUACUGAUGGCUUACGGAGCCGUCUAUCUCUGUGCUGCUGUUUGCCACUCCCGAUAUGGUUCUAAAAAGUUGGCUGUUGAUCUGAACAAAAAAGGUGAGUAACUAGCCGUCUAUGAAACCUGUUUACAGCAGAAUCCGACAGAAGACAACCCAAAGGCUAUGGAGCAAAGCUCAUACUCUAGCUCGUAUACUUAUAAAUAUUUCUCUUUCGUUCAAGUAAAACUAGUUUUUGAUAUGUAUGAACAAGUGUGUCUGUAAUAGGCUGUAUUUAAGCACGUACGGGAAUUCACCGAACAACACUUUUUGUUCUGUACACACAAAACUGAAUACGACACAAAAAUACUUUUACUAAACUUUUAACAUCUGGGCUGAUCCAUCAUGCCGCAGCAGUUCGUGCCGGAGAAAAUCUUCAUUCGUCAUCACGUGCUGGACAAAUGUGAAAUUAUUUAUUCGCCAAUCUCUCCCCCCCCCCUUCCCCAGUUCUAACCACGUGCCAAUUAUUCUCAAAUACUAUGCAUAAUUAUCUACAACCUAGUUCGUAAGGUUUUCGAUUGCGUAUCGCCUCAUCCUGUUUAUGUCAUAUAAAGGCCGCGUGAUACAUUCGUCCUAUUUUCUUGAAUAGCGGUUAUUCUAAACCAAAAAGAAUCACCGUAGAACUUGUUUGUAUGCAGAACGCAGAUGCUGAAUUGAUUACGUGGGGUAUAUUUUUUUUUCUUCUUCGCGUAUAAAUAACCUUCCAAGAAUUCGUAUACCAACGUCAUUUGUCAAUGUCUUAUUUUUUUUUUCUUUUCAUUGAUGUAAAAUAAAAACAACCUUCGUGUUCGAAACUUCAUCUUUGGAAACAAACGCGCUGCGCUGUGUAUGCCGGGAUUUUUAAAUUCCCAUUUUCGUCCCGAGGAUAUGAAUAAUAAAAUCUAAUACUCGUAUAUUUUAACCUGUAACCCAAGGUUGAAAAAAUAAAAUAGUGCAUGCAUGACAUCAAUAAACAAUCAGUAUAGUGGGGCA
Molecule: messenger RNA, 2668 nt
Organism: Daphnia pulicaria
Lineage: Eukaryota; Metazoa; Arthropoda; Branchiopoda; Diplostraca; Daphniidae
Product: UDP-glycosyltransferase UGT5-like
Exons: 3
Coding region: 140-1765 (541 amino acids)
Molecular function (GO): UDP-glycosyltransferase activity
Source: RefSeq, a predicted model, not a curated record